Messenger RNA from Clonostachys rhizophaga, 276 nucleotides. Lineage: Eukaryota; Fungi; Ascomycota; Sordariomycetes; Hypocreales; Bionectriaceae. The record is from the annotation of a GenBank genome assembly.
AUGGUAGAUUGGCAGCCGCCCCCUGAUUCCGGGGGUUAUUUACUUACACAGCUUAAUAUUGGGCUGAUUGUAAUCACUUCGGUCUUCGUCAUCACACGAUUAUACACACGCAUUUUCUUACUUCGAUCCCUGGGGUGGGAUGACUUGAUGGCAACGAUCGCAUGGAUUGGAGUUAUUUCGAUCUCAUAUCAGGGAAUUCUCGCUGUCAAGCGGGGCUUAGGCACGCAUAUAGACCAAAUCCCUCCCGAGGCGCUAGAUAAACUCUACAAGGUAUAA